This is a messenger RNA of Propithecus coquereli (Coquerel's sifaka), 1731 nucleotides long. Its product is annotated as protocadherin beta-15-like. Gene Ontology annotation, biological process: homophilic cell-cell adhesion. Gene Ontology annotation, cellular component: plasma membrane. Bases 1 to 1731 code for a protein of 576 amino acids. The record is from RefSeq and is a predicted model, not a curated record. Gene Ontology annotation, molecular function: calcium ion binding. NCBI's taxonomy places the organism in Eukaryota, Metazoa, Chordata, Mammalia, Primates, Indriidae. The transcript is spliced from 2 exons.
AUGGAGGCCAGAGGGGAGUGCUUUCCUAAACAAAGGCAAGUCCUGAUUCUCCUUCUUUUACUGGGAGUGGCUAUGGCAGGCUGGGAACCCCGUCGCUAUUCUGUGAUGGAGGAAACAGAGAGCCGCUCUUUUGUGGCCAACCUGGCCAAGGACCUAGGGUUGGGAGUGGGGGAGCUAUCUGCGCGGGGAGCCCGGGUGGUCUCUGAGGAUAACGAACCACGCUUGCAGCUUGAUCUGCAGACCGGGGAGUUGAUACUAAGUGAGAAACUGGACCGGGAGGAGCUGUGCGGCCCCACUGAGCCCUGUGUAAUGCAUUUCCAAGUGUUACUGAAAAAACCUUUGGAAGUAUUUCGAGCUGAGCUACUGGUGAGAGACAUAAACGAUCACUCUCCUGAAUUUUCUGAAAGAGAAAUGGUUCUGAAAAUCCUAGAGACUAGCCCUCCUGGAAGCGUGUUUCCUCUGAAAAAGGCUCAGGACUUGGAUGUGGGCAACAACAACAUUCAAAACUACAAUAUUGGUCUCAACUCUUAUUUCCAUGUUUCCACUCGCACCCGGGGGGAUGGCUCCAAAUACCCAGAGCUGGUGCUAGACAAAGAACUGGAUCGUGAGCAGCAGGCAGAGCUCAGAUUAACCCUGACAGCGCUGGAUGGUGGCUCUCCACCGCGCUCAGGCACCUCCCAGAUCCGCAUCUUGGUCGUGGACGUCAAUGACAAUGCCCCGGAGUUUGCGCAGGCGCUCUACGAGGUGCAGGUCCCAGAGAACAGCCCGGUAGGCUCCCUAGUUGCCAAGGUCUCUGCUAGGGAUUUAGACACCGGGACAAAUGGAGAGAUUUCAUACUCUCUUUUUUAUAGUUCUCAGGAGAUAAGCAAAACUUUUGAAGUAAGCAGCCUUUCAGGGGAAAUUCGACUAAUUAAAAAACUAGAUUUUGAGACAAUAUCCUCAUAUGAGCUAGAUAUAGAGGCAUCCGAUGGCGGGGGACUUUCUGGAAAAUGCUCGGUCUCUAUUAAGGUGCUAGAUGUUAACGAUAAUGCCCCAGAAUUAACCAUUUCAUCACUUACCAGCCCUAUUCCAGAAAACUCCCCUGAGACAGAAGUGGCUCUGUUUAGGAUUCGAGACCGAGACUCCGGGGAAAACGGAAAAAUGGUUUGCUCAAUUCAGGACAAUGUUCCAUUUACGCUGAAACCUUCAGUUGAAAAUUUCUACAGGCUGGUAACAGAAGGGGCGCUAGACAGAGAGAUUAGAGCCGAGUAUAACAUCACCAUCACAGUCAACGAUUUGGGGACUCCCAGGAUGAAAACCGAGCAAAACAUAACCGUGCUGGUCUCCGACGUCAAUGACAACGCCCCCGCCUUCACCCAAACCUCCUACACCCUGUUCGUCCCAGAGAACAACAGCCCCGCCCUGCACAUCGGCAGCGUCAGCGCCACAGACAGGGACUCAGUCGCCUUGGCGUCGGUGUCCUCGCUCUUCCUCUUCUCGGUGCUGCUGUUCGUGGCGGUGCGGCUGUGCAGGAGGGACAGGGCGGCCUUGGGUGGUCGCUGCUCCGUGCCUGAGGGCCACUUUCCGGGCCACCUGGUAGACGUCAGCGGCACGGGGACCCUGUCCCAGAGCUACCAGUAUGAGGUGUGUCUGACGGGAGACUCUGAGAGUAAUGAAUUCAAAUUUUUGAAGCCUAUCUUCCCCAAUAUUCUGGGCCAGGAUUCUAGGAGAAAACCAGAAUUUCCAGAAUAA